CUGACAGAACUCGGUGCGAUAUAAUUAGUGCCACACGAAUUUCCCUUUUUUACACCUUUUUCCUUACCUGCAAAUUCCCUCUUUCUAUACCUAGCCGGCUCCAUUGACAAAUAUCAGGAUGGCCAAGAAUUCCGCCGUCGUUGUGCGUGUAGCCAACGGGAACCAGCCGAGUCUGUCGCAGGAGAAUAUUGCAAUUCCUUCUCCGGAAGCGAAUCAGGUGCUUGUUAAAGUAUCGCAUGUGGCGCAGAACCCGACCGAUGUACAAGCCUUUGACAGCAAUGCUUUUGGCGAUGGGGCUGUUCUAGGAUGCGACUUCGUGGGAGAAGUUGUCGAGUUAGGAAGCCAAGUCACACGAUUUGCCAAGGGUGAUAUUGUGGCUGGCUUGAUCUGGGGAGGCGAAAUUCCCGGUUUGGGUGCAUACAGUCAUUACUGCGUGGCCGAUGACAAGAUAUCAUUCUGUCUACCUCGUUCGAUCUUGCGUGAGCAGGCGAGCACUGUUCCGUUAGCCGCCGCCACUGCUUGGCUUGCCCUAUUUUCUAAAACCUGCCUGGGGAUCGAGAGGGUCGGUGCUAAGGGCACCAGCAUUCUGGUGUGGGGCGGUAGCUCGAGCGUGGGCCAGUAUGCUAUUCAACUCGCUUCCAUGUAUCGCAUAAACGUUGUGACAACCUGCAGCCCGAAGCAUUUUGAGUUGGCUCGCUCACUCGGCGCUAAACAUGUUUUUGACUACAAGGAUCAAGAUAUCAUCCAAAAGAUCCAGGCAUCUGAGCCAGGAAUAUUACAUGUUUUCGACACGAUCGGGAACCCAACUUCAUCUACAAUUGCCUCUCGUGUUUUCAAAAGCGGAGCCGGGCAUCUGUGCACUGUACGCCCGGGCAAGGCCAACACAGAAAAUGUCGCUCCUGGAACAAAUGUUACAGACGUGCUGGUAUGGACUGCCUUCUUAAAAGAUCACAGCUACGGUGAUUUCAAAUGGCCUGCUUCAAAGGAUGAUCAUGAGCUUGCCAGUGAGCUUUUUGAGAAGCUCCCUGCGUGGUUGGAUGAUAGAACUCUCCGGCCCAACCAGCCACAGUCCCGAAAGGGGCUGAACAGCGUGCCCGAAGGAUUCCAGGAACACAGAGACGGGAAGGUCUCGGCCUUUAAGAUUGUCUAUGAAAUCUGAGCUGCGAAAGGCACAAUCCACCGUAUCACUCCGGGAGGGUGUUGAUCCAAAUUUUAUUUGGCGUAAAAUACAACAUGUGGGACGAGCCACAGGGCAAAAGACAAAUAAACUUAGUUCUGAAUCGUGAAGUCUCUUAGGCACCCACAAUAUUAGAAGAACUCUUGUCGAGACAUGGAGCGGUAACUUACCACCUAGACAGGGGUUAUACUGAG
This is a messenger RNA of Penicillium brasilianum, 1371 nucleotides long. The record is from the annotation of a GenBank genome assembly. Lineage: Eukaryota; Fungi; Ascomycota; Eurotiomycetes; Eurotiales; Aspergillaceae.